CUGAGUGGCAGCCGCGGCCGGGAGGAGCGCGAGCCUGCUGGGUUCAGUGGCUGCGCGGCGCUAGAGCGGCGGGUGCGGCGGCAGUCGGAGCCGGGCUGGACGCGACGCUGGGCACCUGCGGCGACGCCCUCCGCCCUGCGCGCCCUGCUGCUCUUCCAGGCCUGGCGCCCUGACAGGGUCCUCCGCGCCUGUAAGGGCGUGACUUCUGAGAUUUUUGUAGUUCUGCAUCAAACUAUUUCGAUUUUUACUGACCUUAGACGAGCUAUUUAGAGGUUUUCUUUUUAAAACUGUGAUCCAUAUAUCCACGUCGUUUAGGAAUCUUUCUGGGGGACUUUUUUUGACUUAAGGUGAAAGUCUAUAAAGAUGUUUCCGAGUUGGUCAGCCAUUCUAGUUCUUGGAUUCAUUCUUCUGGAUUCAGAAGGAAGGCCAAUGAAAGAAGCAGUACAUGGCCUUAAGUUCUAUCAGCCUCUAACACGAUUGCGACACAAGCAGGAAAAAAGUCAAGAAAGUUCAAGAUUCAAAGGAUUUCUGAUUCCGGAUGACCCCUUUGGAUCUUGUGAGAACAAGUACUGUGGCUUAGGAAGGCACUGUGUGAUCAGCAAAGAGACCCGGCAGGCAGAGUGCGCCUGCAUGGAUGUUUGCAGACAGCACUACAAGCCUGUGUGUGGCUCGGAUGGAGAGUUCUAUGCAAACCACUGCGAAGUGCACAGGGCCGCCUGCCUGAAAAGACAGAAGAUUACCAUUGUCCACGAUGAAGACUGCUUCUUCAAAGGAGAUAACUGCAAGACCAAUGUGUACAACAAGAUGAAAAGCAUGCUUUUAGAUUUACAAAAACAAAAAUAUAUCACGCAAGACAAUGAAAAUCCUAAUGGUGAUGACGUGUCUCGGAAGAAGCUGUUGGUGGAUCAAAUGUUUAAAUAUUUUGAUGCAGACAGUAAUGGACUUGUAGAUAUUAACGAACUGACUCAGGUGAUAAAACAGGAGGAUCUUUCCAAGGACCAUUCUGAAUGCACUUUGUAUGAUCUGCUGAAGUUUGACGAUCUCAACGCGGACAAGCACCUGGCUCUGGACGAAUUUUAUAGAGCAUUCCAGGUGAUCCAGCUGAGCCUGCCUGAGGACCAGAGACUGCGCAUCACUGCGGCCACUGUGGGGCAGAGUGUGGUCCUGAGCUGCGCUGUCCAUGGAGACCUGCGCCCCCCCAUCAUCUGGAAAAGGAACAACAUUGUUCUCAAUGACUUAGAUUUGGAAGACAUCAAUGACUUUGGAGAUGAUGGGUCCUUGUAUAUUACAAAGGUUACCACCACUCACAUGGGCAAUUACACCUGUUAUGCAGAUGGCUAUGCGCAUGUCUACCAGACUCACAUCUUCCAAGUGAAUGUUCCUCCUGUCAUCCGUGUGUACCCGGAGAGCCAGGCCAGGGAGCCCGGAGUGACCGCCAGCCUCAGGUGCCACGCCGAGGGUGUCCCGGACCCGCAGCUCGGCUGGCUGAAGAACGGGGUGGACAUCACGCCCAAGCUGUCCAAGCAGCUCACCCUGCAAGCCAAUGGCAGUGAGGUUCACAUCAGCAACGUGCGGUACGAAGACACCGGGGCGUACACGUGUGUUGCGAAGAAUGAGGCGGGCGUGGAUGAGGACAUCUCUUCACUGUUUGUGGAAGACUCUGCUCGAAAGACCCUAGCUAACAUAUUAUGGAGAGAAGAAGGUCUGGGAAUUGGGAACAUGUUCUAUGUUUUUUAUGAAGAUGGAAUCAAAGUGAUACAACCCAUAGAAUGUGAAUUUCAGAGGCACAUUAAGCCCAGUGAAAAGCUCCUCGGAUUUCAGGAUGAGGUCUGUCCUAGAGCCCAGGGAGAGGCGGACCAGCGGUGCGUGUGGGCCUCCGCGGUCAACGUCAAGGACAAAUUCAUUUAUGCCGCGCAGCCCACGCUCAGCAGAGUCCUGGUGGUGGAUGUGCAGUCUCAGAAGGUGGUGCAGGCGGUGAGCACGGACCCCGUCCCUGUCAAGUUGCACUAUGACAAAUCGCACGACCAGGUCUGGGUGCUGAGUUGGGGCAGCAUGGAGAAGACGUCCCCGACCUUGCAGGUGGUGACCCUGGCCAGUGGGAAUGGCCCCCACCACACAGUACACACGCAGCCCGUGGGCCGCCAGUUCGACCGGGUGGAUGACUUCUUCAUCCCCAGCCCGACUCUGCUCAUCAGCCAUGUGAGGUUUGGAUUCAUUCUUCACAAGGAUGAGGCUGCACUGCAUAAAAUUGACCUUGAGACCCUGUCAUACGUCCGCUCGGUGGACCUGGGGGCGCAUGGCUGCGUGCCCCACUCACUGGCCUACUCGCACCUGGGCGGCUACUACUUUGUGAGCUGUAGGCCUGAUGGCUCAGGGGCCACGCUCCCACAGCUGGUGGUGGACGGGGUCACCGAUGCGGUCAUCGGCCCCAACGAUAAUGUGACGGGUGUGCCCUAUGUGUCCCCGGAUGGCCACUACCUGGUCAGCGUGGACAACACCCGGGGCCUGGUGCAUGUACAGCACAUUGGCGCACGUGGUGAGAUCCGAGGGGCUUUCGACGUGCGCACUGACCUGCAUCUGGCCGACCUGGCCUUCCUGCCAUCCUUCACAGCCGCGCGCGGGUACACGGCUUGCGGCAGCGCUGGCACCCAGGCACUCUGCCUGGACCUGGCCUCAGGUGCCGUCAGCGUGCUGGGUGGCCUGAAGGAGCCCCUGCCCGCUGCGCAGUGGCCCUGGGAUGCCAAGAACCGGCGCGUGCAGGCCAGUGGCUUGUUCGGCCAGUACCUGAUGACGCCCUCUGAGGACUCACUCUUCAUCCUGGAUGGCCGGCUGAACAGGCUGAACUGCGAGAUCACCCAGGUCGCCAAGGGCAACACCCUGGUCUGGGUGGGUGAGGCCUAGCCUGCCCCCUGCAGGAGAGUCCCAGCCCUUUGCUCUCAGCUGAAAGUGCAAAACUUCACCUUGCAAAGUCAUGUCCCUGUCAGACAAAAAUCACUGGGUGCCCCUAGUAAAAUAGAUCAUUUCUGACAAGGAGAUAUGCAAAAAUACAGCUUAUUAGAAACAGUUAACACGAUGUCUAAUGCGAAAUGACACCACUUAGAAGAUUCAAACGCGUGAUUAUGGUUUAAACCAAUAAAAAUAUUUUAAAUGCUUUAAAAAUAACUAACCUGCAGGGAAUUUCAGAUGAUGUAAGCAUCAUGUGAUCUGAGGGGAGCAUCUGAUUUUUACUCCCAUUUUUCUGGUACAUUGAACCAGAAAUAAAAGGUAGUUUGGAACUCUAAAAUGUUUAAUUCGAAAUAUCCUGUUCCGUCCACUCUUUAUAUCUUUUGUGCCUUGAAGGGAAUGUCACAGGAGGAAAAGGAAGACUAAAAGCUGCAUACUGAACACCCUUAUAGCUAUAAAUCUAUUGUCACUUAAAACUGCUUAUAUCUCUUGUCAAAUCUUACCUUCAGUCGUCUGUGGGACCCUCUACAAAAUCACAUUUGAAGGCACAAGCUGGCCUAAGAUAGCACACAGGUGACAAACCCUAUUUGACAUUUAUUCUACAAUCUGCAGCAUGCUAUAGAAAAUGGAGAAGUUAGAGAGGAAAAUAAAUACGGUAAAAAUGUUCGCAGCGUGUGAUUCACUCACUUUGCUCUCCAUUACUGUUUGCAUUACUGUUUGAAUGCCAGUUUGUCUGGAAUCCCAGCUGCACUGGAGUGUCUCCGCUGUUGGCAGAACAGAUGCUUCUCUCAUAGCCCAGCUUUCCACAGUCAGGAGCUUUCUAAAAAAGGAACUUCAACUGUAUCUGCUUAGAAUCAAUCCAACCAGAGAAGCUAACAGCAGUGAGGCAGGGCCACAGGAGGGAGCUCAGCGGGGGAGUUCAGGAUGGGUUCAGUAGCCGGCGUAGUCCAAUGGUGGUGAGCAAGGUGGACUUCUCCAUUGCUUUUGCUAUUUAAAUACCAUACCAUGAAGAAUUUUACUCUCAGUAAUUGCCACCCAUGAUUUCUUCUAUUCAACUCCUACAUACUCCCAAAGCUAUCUUCUCACUGUGUGCAGUUGUGGGAACCUAACUAAUCCUUCCCCUGGAGACGCUGCAGAAAAGUAAAAAUCACUGCUUCUUCCAUUUGAGGAAAUGGGAAGGAGAAGUCCAGUAGUAGAUUAGCACUAGAGAGCUGGUUUAAUGAAACAAGCAGAUAAUUAUCCAGGCUUCAAGUAAUAGCUUACAUGUUUUAAGAUUUGCUUCUAAUUGUUGCUAAAACUGCUAAUGGGUUGUUGAGAUGACCUCUAUUUAGUGAAGGUAUCCAAUAAGGUCUUUUUUAAAUAUAGAUUUUACUCAUUUAAAAUGGUGUAAAACUGCAUAGAAACCUGAAAUUUUAUAGUGUGUAAUAGCUUAUGUGUGUAUAACACCCUGAGCUGUGAGGUCAUGAUUUCUUCUUAGCUUCAGGAAACAUGAGAGGUAGAUUUGACAAACAACUAAAAUCAGCUUAUCUUUCUACGUAUUGAACCUGCUUCACUUUCCUGUAAUAUUCUCCUGUGUGGACACAAACCGGAGCCUCUGUCUGGGAUUUAAUGAUUUAAUAUAUGUCUGUCCCAUACAUUCUUCUUUUGUAACUUUCACCACGUGGCUGCUGUCUUUAGAUAUUGCUUGAUAAAAGAAUAAAUCUCUUACAUUUUA
Molecule: messenger RNA, 4657 nt
Organism: Cavia porcellus (domestic guinea pig)
Lineage: Eukaryota; Metazoa; Chordata; Mammalia; Rodentia; Caviidae
Gene: Fstl5
Product: follistatin like 5
Exons: 16
Coding region: 364-2901 (845 amino acids)
Biological process (GO): cell differentiation; regulation of BMP signaling pathway; multicellular organism development
Molecular function (GO): calcium ion binding; protein binding
Source: RefSeq, a predicted model, not a curated record